UACUGUAUAUAUUCAUUGAGAGUAACGUUUAUAUUUUGUGUCAAUAAGAAACGUUAUUCUGAAACUUAAUUCGAUGAAAGAACAUAUUUUAGCAAUUGUAGAGGAAGACGAAGAUUGCGAUUGCGGUUUGAGGUCGCAAUGUGAAAAGGAUCCUUGCUGUGUGCCAAGACAAACUAGCGAACGACCGUGUAAGGUGAACAGGAAAGAAGGACACCAGUGUCAUCCGUCGCAAGGAAUUUGUUGUACCAAAGAAUGCAAAUACGCAGUACUGGACAACUUGCACUGUAAAAACUUUGAACGGAAUUGUCCUUGUCCAAACGGAACAGAACCCUGUUAUUGUGGAAUAAGAGGUCGAUGUAUCAAAGAUCAAUGUCAUAGUUACGAAUGUACAAGAAUAAACCUUGUAGAAUGCGCGUGUGCAGCGGAAUCUUGCCAGACAUGUUGCCAGAUAGGGAAUCAGUGCGAACCAGCUCUGUCGGUAACGCGUGAUUUAUUAAACAAAAAGAAUGAUUCAGCUACGUUUAAAUAUUUUGUAAAUCAAGUAAAUAUUAACAAUAACCCUCCACAAACAAGACCAGAUGUCGAAGGAUAUACUUAUGAGGAAUUUUGCCAGACAAACAAUGGACAGAGAAUAUGCGUACGUACUCAUUUUUUUAUAGCUAAACCUGGACGAUAUUGCGUUAGUAGAGGCAAUCUAGGAAAAUGUAAGUCUGAUAGACGAAACAAAUUCAAAUGCGAAAUUCUUCCAAAGACACCAAAGAAACAAAUAUUUCCUCUGAUUAGCGGAUCAUGGACUAUACAUUUUGGACAAGCCACAAUCCUUCACAUACUUGUACUAAAUUCUAUCUUCAUUUUUAUUGUCCCGAACUAAACAAAAGUAUCUAAUGUAAUAAUAAAAAAUAAAUAAUU
This is a messenger RNA of Sitophilus oryzae (rice weevil), 909 nucleotides long. Its product is annotated as disintegrin and metalloproteinase domain-containing protein 10-like. Gene Ontology annotation, biological process: membrane protein ectodomain proteolysis; Notch signaling pathway. The transcript has 2 exons. Gene Ontology annotation, cellular component: plasma membrane. Lineage: Eukaryota; Metazoa; Arthropoda; Insecta; Coleoptera; Curculionidae. Gene Ontology annotation, molecular function: metalloendopeptidase activity. The coding region runs from base 74 to 871 and encodes 265 amino acids. The record is from RefSeq and is a predicted model, not a curated record.